GACAAGGAUUGCUGGUCAUACCUUUGUUUGAUCAAAGUCCCACUACCGCCCUCCGCUCAGCCAAACUUUUGCCGUCACAGCUUGAAGUUCCAUACAACCAACACUCAACUUUACCCGGUGCUGAAGUCACACCCGGCACGAUGUUCAAGAAGUUGAAAGGAAAGCUUAAGGGCGACGAGAAGAGCCCGCAAGGAACAGAGCAGUCGGGGCUUCAUCCCAGCAACCCAUACUACACGCCACCUCAACAGGAGCAACACAACAUGGCUCCUACAGAAAAGUACCAGGCCUCUUCUGACCACCCACCGAACUAUCCUUCGUCAUCAAAGUCAGAGUAUACAGCUCCUCCAGGUCCGCCUCCAGGGCACGCAUCUUCAAGCGGCUAUGCGCCACCACCAGGUCCUCCGCCUUCGCAGCAGUUCCCACAGCAGCCACCUCCAAGCUGGGACCCCCCUCCGUACCAUGACUGGACCGUAGUACCAGACACAUCACUCCUUCCUCCCCCGCCCUCUCUCGGAUACGAGGACUCGCCAACUGCAAAUGCCAGCGCGGAGGAUGGCGAACAUGCGUAUAGAUGGACAAUCACGUACCCGCUCUGGCCACCACAAACCCUCACACCCACAACUCAUGCAGCCAUUCAGAACGGUCAACUUGCUCUGUUGAAAGCACCAACGUUCACCGGCGAUCUCCUCCCGCAGCCGCAAGCCGGCCACUGGAAAUGUCGAACCCAUGCAAAAUGCAGAGAUUCCAGCAUUCUAACAAACCUGCCUAUGUACUCUGUCUUCUGGGACUCACCCCUCAGCACCCAGCGGCCAAAGACGAUUUACUUCGAGCUCAAAGUCACGGGUAUCGGCCGCGGCGGUCAUUCGCUCGAGGAGGCGGACGCAGGUAUCGCAGUCGGCUUCGUUGCACCGCCGUACCCUACCUUCCGGCUUCCUGGUUGGCAGCGAGGUAGUCUCGGCGUGCAUGGCGAUGACGGUCGGAAGUACGUCAAUGACACCUUCGGCGGUGUAGAUUUCACGACUUCGUUCCAGCCAGGCGACACUGUGGGGAUCGGUAUGACCUUUUCGGUGCCGAGAAAUCCACCGUCGUAUGAGCAGACGCAGCAGGGUAAGACUUUAGAUAUUGAGGUAUUCUUCACGAGAAACGGGGUUCAGGAAGGUGGUUGGGAUGGAAAUGAGGAGCUUGAUGCGAGGAAUGAAGGGGGUAAUAUUGGAUUGAGAGGUGAAAGUGAUUUGUUUCCCGCGAUUGGGGUGUUUGGCGGCGUGGAUUUCGAGGUGCAGUUUCAUCCUUCUCAGUGGCUGUUCAGGCCAUACUGAGUGAGAUUGAGGACUGCGAUAUGGUUUGUAUAAGGUGAGAGUCGGCACAUGACGAUCGCAUGUGAGACAGGCGGACGGAGCAGGUCCCACCGUAUAAAGCUUGUGUAUAUAAUACAACCUCCUAAAGACAGACACACUUGUAGUUUCUGACCUAUACCCUUGAACUGUAGUACGUCAGGAGACAAGCUGCACACAUCGCUGCUCCCCACCUCUCGGA
Molecule: messenger RNA, 1533 nt
Organism: Dothidotthia symphoricarpi CBS 119687
Lineage: Eukaryota; Fungi; Ascomycota; Dothideomycetes; Pleosporales; Dothidotthiaceae
Exons: 1
Coding region: 141-1316 (391 amino acids)
Molecular function (GO): protein binding
Source: RefSeq, a predicted model, not a curated record